Molecule: messenger RNA, 2246 nt
Organism: Nymphaea colorata (pocket water lily)
Lineage: Eukaryota; Viridiplantae; Streptophyta; Magnoliopsida; Nymphaeales; Nymphaeaceae
Exons: 6
Coding region: 536-1762 (408 amino acids)
Source: RefSeq, a predicted model, not a curated record
ACAAGUUUAAAAGCAUCAAAAGGAAAAACUGUGAGCAAAAAAAAGAAGAAGAAAGAGAAACACUUGAGGUUUCGGGUCUUGUCUGUUUCUCUCGUCUUCCUCUGACUGAAAUCGAGAUAUUGAGGAGUACUGUCUCUAAUUCCAGACGCUUCUGGAUUUUCUCUCUUCUCCAGUUCUCCCCUCUUUGUGUUGUUCUUCCGAUUAUGGUCUGAUCUUCUGAGGAGAAGAAGAAGAAGAGAGAGAGAGAGAGUUGAGUCCACGCGGUUUCUUGAUCUCCCCAUUUUCCCGACCGUCGAUUGGACUGCCCAUUUAGAUCUUACCGUCCAUCGGCUAGAGGGUAACUGUCAUUUCCCCGGCGAUAGGACUUCCUCUCCAGGAGGAGUGCGAUUCUAGGGUUAGGGUUUCUUCUACGUUUCGCUUGAUCGCUUAUCGAGUCGGUUUUGGGGUUGGGACGUUCAUGCGGUGACGGAGAGUGUGGAGCUGUCCUGUUGGAUCUUUCCCCCUUCAUCUGAGGCAGGGGAGUUUGGGGUUUGAGAUGUUUGGUGAUCAGUUUAGCAAUCCGGUGCCCGCUGCCAAGAGGCAGCAGCAGUUGCAGAGGAGCAGGAGCAGUGGCGGCCAUCCUGUGAGGUCGAAGUCGGUGUCUGGCACCAGAGUUCCGGAGAGCCGGGACGAAUCGAAGGUUCCCGGGAAGCAAGUGAUGGAUGAGGACUCGGAUGUCUGCUCUCCUUCCGUGGACUUCCAUUCUGGAAACUUGGACCGGUUUCUUCAGGCCACGACGCCGAGCGUUCCCGCGCAGUACUUCCCUAAGACUGCUAUGCGGGGAAGGGGGAAUGCUGAUGAAUUCCAUCCUUUCUUCAUGCUUGGCGAUCUAUGGGAGUCCUUUAAGGAAUGGAGCGCAUAUGGAGCCGGUGUGCCGUUAGUGUUGAACGGAAGUGACUCCGUUGUACAGUAUUACGUUCCUUAUCUGUCAGCUAUCCAACUCUAUGCAGAUUCUACAAGUUGCUCCCAGUCGAAGCCUAGGCGACCUGGUGAGGAGAGUGAUAGAGAAUCUUACCGGGAUACAAGUAGUGAUGCCAGUUCUGAUCUUGAUUUUGGUAAGAGCAUGAAGAGUUCAAACAAUGGGGCAUGGAGCUGGCAUUCAUCAUAUGAAAUUAACACGCCUAGGAUGGAAAGAGAUUAUGCAAGGGAAAAGUCAUCAAUAAGUCAAGGAGGUUUUUCAAGUGAUGAUGGCGAUGCAUCUAACAACUCUUGUGAUUGUCUCAUGUUUGAGUUUUUUGAACAGAAUCCUCCUUACAAUAGGCAGCCCCUUACAGACAAGAUUCUGGAACUUGCAAAUCAGUUUCCUAAGCUUAACACAUUGAGGAGCUGUGAUUUGUUGCCAGCAAGUUGGAUUUCUGUUGCAUGGUAUCCAAUAUACAGGAUACCAAUGGGUCCAACACUUCAGGAUUUGGAUGCUUGCUUUUUAACUUUCCAUUCUCUUUCUACACCUUUUAAAGGCGCAGCAAGUGACCUUGCACAAAUGGGAAGCAUCCAUCCUACCAUUUCUGGUUCAGGUUCUGAUGUGUCACCAAUGUUAUCACUUCCUAUAUUUGGUCUAGCCUCCUACAAAUUUAAAAGUUCUGUGUGGACACCUACUGGAGCUUACGAACGCCAGCAGGCCAGCUCAUUGCUGCAGGCGGCAGAUAACUGGUUAAGACUUCGCCAAGUCAGUCAUCCUGACUUCCUUUUCUUUGUCUCCCGUGGUGGUGCUUACCGGAGAUAAGGGGUAAAAGGCAUGUGGCUGUGGGGAUUUUGAAUAUGGGAGCGAUGGUAACUAUUUGCUUUAGGGUUUUGUUCCUGGCGUCAGCUUGGUGCCUGUCUAGUUGCUUGCACUGCGGAAGUUUAAGAACUCCAAAGUUUCUGUAAAGAAAAAGGAUGUGCUAUCGUUACGCCAGCAACUCGCACUUGAGCAUAGAGAAGGGCGAGGAAAUCAUACUUUUGUGUUUUAUAUUUAAAUGGACCGACGAAUCAGCACGCAAUGUUUUACAGCUGCAGGCCCCAUCACGUACCUGGAGAGAUUGGGUUUGUUUUGCUUCUUGUGGGUUGUAUUGAUGGAAGGUUUGGUGCAUGUAUCAUGUUUUCCCCGACGCUGUUGUUGCGUUGCACCCUUAACAAAGUGACUUAGGUAAACAGUAUUCUAUGGUAAUGAGAAGGAUCGUAACUCGAGCAAAAUAAUUGUCUACAUAAAGGUUUUAUAAUGUUGGUAA